Molecule: messenger RNA, 927 nt
Organism: Momordica charantia (bitter melon)
Lineage: Eukaryota; Viridiplantae; Streptophyta; Magnoliopsida; Cucurbitales; Cucurbitaceae
Product: brassinosteroid-responsive RING protein 1
Biological process (GO): protein ubiquitination
Molecular function (GO): ubiquitin protein ligase activity; zinc ion binding
Source: RefSeq, a predicted model, not a curated record
CAAGUUCUCUCUCUCUUCUGGUUCAGAGUUCGGCCAUGGGUUUCCCUGCGAGCUAUACGGAGCUUCUGCUUCCGAAGCUCUUCAUCCACGUACUCUCCUUGCUCGGCCUCCUCCGGAAGCUAAUUUCCGUCCUCUUCCGCCUUCUAGGGCUCCAAGAUUUCCUCGAACCGGACAUUCCAUGGCCUAAUCAGGCGGAUUUCUUCCCGACGGGGCCGUCGUCAGACCUCGAUCCAGUCUCCGCCGCCGUCCUGCGCGAGAUUCUGCCGGUGGUGAAGUUCUCGGAGCUUUUGGAGCCGCCGGAGAGCUGCGCCGUGUGCCUGUACGAGUUCGAGGCGGACGACGAGAUCCGGCGCCUGGCGAACUGCCGCCACAUAUUCCACCGCGGAUGCCUCGAUCGGUGGAUCGGAUACGGCCAGAGGACGUGCCCGCUCUGCCGGACGGUGUUUAUUCCGGCCGAUUUGCGGAGCGGUGGUUGUAGCGAUAGCGACGAGAGGAUUUGGGAGGAGGAUUCGGAAAUCUUUGAACUACUACUCCACCACGGCGAUUCUUCUUCUUCUUCUUCGUCUCUUCUCACCGCUGGUUCGUAGCUCUCAGAGAUUUGAUUUUUCUUUUGUUGAUUUUGCUGCUUGGAAUCUAUAUAUCGGAAACAAGAAAUAAAGAAAGAAACGAAAAACAAAUGAAAAAAAAAAAGAAAGAGGCAGGGGAAAGGGGGAUGAAUUGAUUGAGUGUGGUGAAUGAGAAAUGUUUGCUGUUCUUCUGUACAUACGGAAAAAAAAAAGUUCCUAAAAGGAACUGGAAAAUCAAAUCAAAUCAAAUGAAUUACAGGUCUCAGAAUUAGAUCAUUUUCUUGUAAAUUUCCAUUUCCCCUCUCUGUCACUCUAACAUUAUUACAGAACAAUCAAUACAGUAAAUGGAUUAUUUUGGAAA